CUUUGUGCCGGCCAUUCCUCUGUGUCCCUUGUCCUUUCCCUGUCCCCAGGAUGCUGUGUAUGUGGACAAAAGUUCUGAUUAUGACCCUGCUGGUGCUGAAUUCCCUAGUGGCUACAGGCAGAGACAGCCCAGAGCACUUCAUGGAGCAGAUGAAGAAUGAGUGUCUCUUUGUCAAUGGGACUGAGCACGUGCGGUUUGUGGGGAGACUCAUCUACAACCGCGAGGAGAUUCUGCGCUUCCACAGCGACGUGGGGGAGUUCGUGGCCUUGACCGAGUUGGGGCGGCCCAUUGCAGAGCUAAUGAACAGCCUGCUGGAGGCCCUGGAGCAAGCGCGAGCCCAGGUAGCCAGGUGCAAAGACAACUAUAGGCUGUUAGAGUCCUUCUGGAUGCAGAGGAGGGUUGGGCCUGAAGUGACUGUGUAUCCAUCAAAGAUGGCUCCCCUAGGAUACCCAAAUCAGCUUGUCUGUUUUGUUACUGGUUUCUACCCUGGGGACAUUGAGGUCAGAUGGUUCCUGAAUGGGCAGGAGGAGACAGCUGGGAUUGUGUCCACAGGCCUGAUUAGUAAUGGAGACUGGACCUACCAGAUCCUGGUGAUGCUGGAAAUGACCCCCAAGCAUGGAGAUGUCUACACCUGCCAAGUGGAGCACUCCAGCCUGCAGAGCCCUGUCAUUGUGGUCUGGGAAGCACAGUCCAGAUUUUCCCAGAGCAAGAUGUUGACUGGAGUUGGAGGCCUUGUGCUAGGGCUGAUCUUCCUUGGGCUUGGCCUCACUGUUCACCUGAGGGGUCAAAAAGGUUUUGAAGCUAAGGAUGCCCUUGGACCCUGAGGGGGAAGAGAUGAGGCUGUUUAUGGGCUCAGGGUCCUGUGAAUGACUCACCACUGUCCUCUGAUAGUCUCCAUCUGACCACUGAGGCUGAGUGUCCCCUGGAGCUGGCGUUUCUCCUCCUGGCAUCUCUCCCAAACAUGGAAUCCACCUGCCUAUAUCGGGGAUGUUAGCAUUGCUGAUCCCUUCCCUGGACUAGCUCCCUCCCUGUUUCUGGACUCUGUGUGCAUUGCCUCUCACUGUACCCCUCCUGUUGUGUUUCCCCAGCUACCCAUAUAGGGCCUUGGCUGCUAUGGGGCAGGUCUGUCCUUCACCCUCAUAGAUAGACAUGCUGCUCUAUGGUCAUUUGGGCCAUUUUUCUCCCUUGAGUCUUUUCUCCAGUAAAUCAGAAGGAGGAGAAUUCCCUGGUGUUGGGCACAAGAAAAUAGCAGAAGUGUGGAGAGGGAAGCAACUUUAGUACUACCAUAAUCUGUGAUAUCCAUGUGGUUAAUCCCUCCAAACAUGCAGAUAAACACACAGCCUCCCCCGCCCCAGACUUGUUAUCCUAUGUCACUUUUGUACCUGCCCUCCCAUAAACCCUUCAUAGAUGUCUGGUACCAUUUCUCUAAAUGGCUUAAUGUCAUGUGGAUGCCAGUGAAGAUGUAGGUUCUCCACUGGUCAUUGCUCACAUUCUCUACAAGAUAGCAUCACUUCCUUUUUUGGUCACACAUCUCUGAUGAUUUCCUUUAUGCUCAUUCUCCCCUUAGUUCUUAAAAUUACUAAUAUGCUACAGCCUACACACACACACACACACACACACACACACACACACACACGCCAAUGGUGUUC
This is a messenger RNA of Dromiciops gliroides (monito del monte), 1649 nucleotides long. RefSeq names its product DLA class II histocompatibility antigen, DR-1 beta chain-like. The record is from RefSeq and is a predicted model, not a curated record. Gene Ontology annotation, cellular component: MHC class II protein complex; membrane. Gene Ontology annotation, molecular function: MHC class II protein complex binding. Bases 51 to 824 code for a protein of 257 amino acids. NCBI's taxonomy places the organism in Eukaryota, Metazoa, Chordata, Mammalia, Microbiotheria, Microbiotheriidae. Gene Ontology annotation, biological process: immune response; immunoglobulin production involved in immunoglobulin-mediated immune response; antigen processing and presentation of exogenous peptide antigen via MHC class II. The transcript is spliced from 5 exons.